CAGAGGUGUUGGUGAAAGUUUUGAAGGAUGUUGUCAACAACCCAUAUGGUCCUGAAUAUGAUGUUUCAGGUAUUGCAAACCCUUUUCUUCAUAUAAGACUGCUUCGCCUUUUGCGUGUUUUGGGCCAUGGAGAUGCUGAUGCUAGUGAUUUCAUGAAUGACAUUCUUGCCCAAGUUAGCUUUUAUUUUAAUAAAGCUCAUUGUGAAUUGUGAUAUAUAAUUCAAAAUUAUAAGAAUUUAUGAAAUUCCUUGUGUAGGUGGCAACAAAAGCUAAGUCAAACAAGAAUGUAGGGAAUGCAAUACUUUAUGAAUGUGUACAAACCAUUAUGAGAAUUGAAGAUAGCAGUGGUUUACGUGUUCUUGCAAUCAAUAUAUUGGGAAGAUUCUUGUCUAAUCGUGACAACAAUAUGAGAUAUGUUGCAUUGAACAUGCUGAUGAAAGCAAUUUCAGUAGAUGAUCAAGCAGUUCAGAGACAUCGUGCAACAAUCUUGGAAUGUGUAAAGGAUUCAGAUGCUUCAAUUCGUAAAAGAGCUCUUGAACUUAUAUACCUUAUGGUGAAUGAGAUGAAUGUCAAACCUUUGACCAAGGAGUUAAUUGAUUAUCUACAUGUAAGUGACCAGGACUUCAAGGGAGAUCUUACUGAAAAAAUUUGCUCCAUUGUAGAAAAGCUUUCCCCUGACAAGAUUUGGUACAUUGAUCAGAUGCUCAUGGUUCUUUCUAAGAAUUGGUUGUUUUAG
Messenger RNA from Lactuca sativa (garden lettuce), 736 nucleotides. The record is from RefSeq and is a predicted model, not a curated record. Lineage: Eukaryota; Viridiplantae; Streptophyta; Magnoliopsida; Asterales; Asteraceae.